AUGGACGCCCCUGACGCAGAGCUUGAUGUCAAGCUCCAAAAGAUGUCAGGCGAUCUCCUCGCCGACCUCGACCACGCCAUCGACUCGCUGCCGCGCAAGCCAGAUGGCCGCGGAGGUAUGCGCGUGCGCUCCUACGUGCGAACGCGCGAGAGUCUGAGCGCGAUCACAUCAAUCCUGGACAUGUUCCAGGAGCUGCCUCAGCUGCUGGACCCCCAUCUGCCCAAAUGGAUUCCGUUUCUGGCCGACGCGUACCUGGAGUUUGUCCAGGCAACUCGCAACCGGGGACCUCGCCGCGGCGGCAAGUCGCAAUUCCUUGCGCCGCUUGACUUCGCCAUCUGUCGCAUACUGUACACCUUUUGCAAGGUACGCGGCGAGAAGGUCAUCGUUCGGUUUCUCAAUGCCGAGACGAGGUACCUUGAGGUUCUGCUGUCUGCCAUCGAGGAUGCAGAGGAGCAUGCGGCCACGGCACAGCAGGGCGAUGACACUGCCGACACCGGGAGAGCGUGGCAGUGGGAGCAGCGAUAUAUCGUGCUGCUGUGGCUGUCACACCAGCUGCUCGCGCCUUUUGACCUCUCCACGAUUUCCUCACUCGACAUCGAGGACGCGGCGUUGCCCGAGAUCUCGGGAUUCAGGUGGCCGGAUCGGCUUCCCGGCAUCACGAUGCGAGUCAUCCCACUCGCCAUCAAGUAUUUAGCCACUCCAGGGAAGGAAAAGGACGCAGCCAAGGCUUUGCUUGUGCGCGUCGCGAUGCGCCGGGACAUGCAGCAACUAGGCGUGCUGGACAGCCUGGUUCAGUGGGCACUUGCCUCGCUUCGCCCGCCCAAAGAUGGGCCCUUGGAGAGCAUGCACUUCUAUCUUGGUGUGCUUUCGUUCCUGGCUGGCUUGUUGCGCUCCUCUGCUGAGACGUCAGACGUGGACAAGUGGCUCCCUUCCAUAUUCGACGCUGUUUACGGCAUCACGACGGCAGAUUCGGAGCUUUCCAAGUUGCUCCUCCCUUUAGCAAUCGUGCGGAAGAUGAUCCUCAAAGUCAUACGAUCUGUCAUUGUGUCCCUCUUGCGCAAGACGCCGCAGGACAUGGCAAGCACGGAGCUGACCGAAACGACCAUCGGCUACUUACUAGAGAAUCUGUCUGACAGCGAUACGCCCGUGAGAUUGGCUGCCAGCAAGGCACUCGGUGUCAUCACCCUGAAGCUGGAUCCAGAAAUGGCGUCGCAGGUCGUCGAGGCUGUUCUCGAGUCACUCAACAGAAAUGUCUUGUGGACCAAACCUGCUGGCGGCUCCGGAGUCAAGCCCGUACGAGAUCUGUCGGCUGUGAACAAUCUCGAGUGGCACGGCUUGAUGCUCACUCUCUCGCAUCUCCUAUACAGGCGGUCGCCGCCGGCUGCGCAGCUCUCAGACAUUAUACAUGCGCUGCUGCUCGGCUUGUCAUUCGAGCAACGCAAUACGUCUGGCGGCAGCGUCGGAGCCAACGUCAGAGAUGCCGCAUGUUUCGGAAUCUGGGCCAUCGCCCGUCGCUACUCGACCGAGGAGCUCCUCGCUGUUCCUACAAAGUCCGUCUUUGCGGCCGCCAAAUCACACCCCUCGGACAGUUCCAUCCUACAGGUGCUCGGGACCGAGCUCGUCACGACGGCGUCUCUAGAUCCGGCCGGGAAUAUUCGCCGAGGUGCUUCGGCAGCAUUACAGGAGCUCAUCGGUCGGCAUCCUGACACUGUGGAGCAGGGCAUCGCUGUGGUCCAGACCGUUGACUACCAUGCUGUUGCCCGCAGGUCUCGAGCCAUUGAGGAGGUCGCAACCAACGCUACUAAGCUCUCGCCCAAGUAUGGUGAGGCUUUGAUAGAUGCGAUCUUAGGCUGGCGGGGUAUUGGAGACUUGGACGCGCCUUCACGUCGUGUUGUGGGAUCCGCAUUCGGUGUACUCGCGGCCGAACUGGCACGAUCAAACCCCAAAGCUGGACUAUCUCGGCUCGAAGACUCCGUUCAGCUGGUGACGCAGAGGAUUCAGUCACUCGUAAAACGACAGGUUGAAGAGCGACACGGCCUGCUGCUGUGCCUUUCCUCUGUUAUCGACCAGAUUCCCGCUGCUCGCAGCAUCACCAACGACCAGGGGCCUGAGAACGCAUCGCUCAGCUCAGCGCUCUUUCACAAAAUCUUGGCAAACGUCUCCCAGAUCCUGGAAGAUUGCGGUGCAGUCGAAUACCGCAAGCCCGAGCUUAUCGCUGAAGCCGCAAGUCAGGUUGUCGUAUCGUCGGUGCCUGCGCUUCAAGCUACUCUGCUGCCAGACUUAAAAGAGCCUGCAUUGCAGAAGGGACAGGAUGCCCUCUCAUCACAGAACGGGGUUUAUCUAAGGCUCGUUGACGCGCUGGACGGAACCCACCCUACAAGCACAGAUGUCGACGCCGUCAUAUCUAAGCUGCGUGCGGUUAUUCCCGCGUGGUUGAGCAAGAGCGAACCUGAGGCUACUGACCCAGCUUCGAGAGCUGCUCUAGUCCUUCUCAUAUUCUCUUCCCAGGAAGAUCGCGUCCCGGUAACUGGCUUCGGCUACUUCCAGGCGCUGGCGCUGGCGCAACCGUUGGCCGCUCUGGGCACUUCCGCGCGCGUGGAGACGACCAACGAUGUGGCCUGCGAAGCGAUUCUCGAACGGUGGAGAUCAGACCCCGACGUCGACACCAGAAGUGCAAUUCUGCAGAGCCUGAUCCUCAGCAACGUGUUCAAUUCAAAGCCCCUGACGUUCUUGGGGCUGCUGAAGGAUGGGUUGAACGACUACACCACCAAUGCCCGGGGCGACAUUGGCUCCCAUGUGCGAGUUCAGGCCCUGAGAGCCGUGCGUGUUCUGUGGCGGAACCUCGGCGACCAGCAGGUUGGCCGGCAGGACUGGGUGGAAGAGUCCAUCAAGACCCUCUUCCACAGCACGUUGCGCCUCGCGGCCGAGAAGCUGGAUCGUGUCCGGCCUGUAGCGAGAUCGGCAGUUGCCAUGACCCUAAAGCAAGAACACGCCAAGCGAUUCCAGUCCCUCGGCUUCUCGUCGAAAGGCUAUUUCGAAGCGCUGCUUCAGCUCAUUGCGGUUGACUGCAUGCACCCCUGGCUCGCCCAUCCGGCCCGGGCUGACGCGAGCGCCUGGAUGGCCGAGCUCCUUGCCGGCUACGUGACGUCGGCAGAUACGGGCAACGACGACCUCGUCAUUGCCAGCCGCACCGCGCUCACGGACUUCUGCGAGGCGACAUCAGGCGAAAGGCUCAGCUUCGUGUGCGCCGCGCUCAUGCAGAACCUGCGCUCGCGGCAGGGCGAGGACCGCGUCGUCGUGCCGACGCUCGAGAUUGUCGCCUUUCUCUUCAACUGCGGCCUCUUCCAGCGGUGUCGGGACGUGGACCUCCGCGCCCUGUGCCUGCAGACGCAAAAGGCCAGCUACAAAUCCGGAAACGUCCGGAAGAUCAUGGCCUGCGUCAAGGUCUACGGAGGUGUGGCAUCCAUGAGCCUCAGUGAUGGUGGUGAGGAGGGUGGUAGCAACGGCGGCGCUGCUGUGCAAGAGGCCCGCAGGAGGCUUGGGGCGCUGCUGUUUCAUCCCUGGCCGCGGGUGCGCAGCGUCGUGGUCGAUGAGCUGUGGGGCCUGACGGGAGGCUUCGAUGUCCCCGAGGCAGACGGGGCCGUCGUCAGCUCUCCAUUGACAGGCGUGGACUGGGCAAAGGCAGACAAGGCAAUGAUCCGAGGCGUCGUGCAGGAGCUGGGUUUGGCAUAA
This is a messenger RNA of Purpureocillium lilacinum, 3732 nucleotides long. RefSeq lists its product as uncharacterized. Gene Ontology annotation, molecular function: GTPase activator activity; beta-tubulin binding. Lineage: Eukaryota; Fungi; Ascomycota; Sordariomycetes; Hypocreales; Ophiocordycipitaceae. The record is from RefSeq and is a predicted model, not a curated record. Gene Ontology annotation, biological process: microtubule cytoskeleton organization; tubulin complex assembly; post-chaperonin tubulin folding pathway.